This is a messenger RNA of Rhododendron vialii, 1059 nucleotides long. RefSeq names its product receptor-like protein EIX1. NCBI's taxonomy places the organism in Eukaryota, Viridiplantae, Streptophyta, Magnoliopsida, Ericales, Ericaceae. The coding region runs from base 1 to 1059 and encodes 352 amino acids. The record is from RefSeq and is a predicted model, not a curated record. The transcript has a single exon. Gene Ontology annotation, molecular function: protein binding.
AUGGCCACCUUGUUCACUAAAAUGCUCAUUUUGUUUGUUGUUAUGCUUUUGGCAUUCAACAAAAAUUCCUCUGGACUCACGUCAAAUUCGAAAAUCAGAUGCAUAGGGAAGGAGAAACAAGCUCUCCUCAAGUUCAAAGAAACUCUUAGAGAUGAUGGCGACUCUCUCUCCUCAUGGGGCAGCGAAAACGAUAAAAAGGAGUGUUGCAAAUGGAGAGGAGUCAAGUGCGACAAUCACACAGGUCAUGUAGCCGUGCUCAAUCUUAGUACAUGGUCUCUGACCGGUAAGAUUAGUCCUUCAUUACUUGAAUUGCAGCAUAUGAAGUAUCUAGACUUGAGUGGAAAUAACUUUGGUGGGAAUUACACCCCAAUUCCUAAUCAUCAUCUUGGAAACGUUUCCAGUCUACAGUAUCUUUCUCUAGGCGGGAAUUAUAACUUGAGUGGUGGGAAUCUUGAAUGGCUUUCUUAUUUUCCAUUGUUAAGACACCUUGAUCUUAGCACGUUUGACCUAAGUGAAGCAACCAAUUGGCUUGAAUUAGUUAGUGACAAUCUCCCUCUCUUGGAAUACUUGAACUUAAGCGAUUGCCACCUUCCGAAUCAAGUUCCUCCAACACAUCCUCUUAAUUCUUCUCUGUAUCUCACCGUCGUUGAUCUCUCUAACAAUAAUAUGUUUUCUUUGAUUCCUGAUGCUUUCGGGAGAAUGAUAUCCCUUGUGCAUCUCAAUCUUGCGUAUAAUGAUUUCGCUGGUAGAAUUCCAAAGUCUUUUGCUAAUUUGAGUCGUUUGGAAUCGCUGGAACUGAAAUGGUCCCAUGUGACCGAACAAGUUGCAGUAGUUCUUGAUAAAUUGUCGGGGUCGGAGAAGUCGUUACAAAUCUUGAAUUUUGAUUCGAAUAAACUCAGUGGUACUUUACCUGAUUUUACAAGGUUUUCAUCCCUUAGGGAACUUUAUCUCGGUGGUAACAAACUCACUGGGACUUUUCCUAAGAGUUUCCGACACGUGCUUCCGAAUCUUGUUGUCCUAGAAUUCUACGGAAAUCAAAUUUCUGGGAUGCUUCUGUGA